Plasmodium gallinaceum is the source of this 1209-nucleotide messenger RNA. RefSeq names its product PIR-like protein. The coding region runs from base 1 to 1209 and encodes 402 amino acids. Lineage: Eukaryota; Apicomplexa; Aconoidasida; Haemosporida; Plasmodiidae. The record is from RefSeq and is a predicted model, not a curated record. The transcript is spliced from 3 exons.
AUGAAAACACACCAUCAUUCAAUGAUGAUUCUCUGUCUUUUUAUUUUAGUUUGGAUAUUUCAAUAUUUUUGCUAUAUGAGCUUUGAAAUUAAAGAAAACAAUUUAAAGAAGGUAUCACAGCUCAGAAUUGGAAGAUUAUUAGCAGAAGCACAGUCAUGUUUGUUGACUACAGAAACCAGAUACCUAUGCAGAAGUGGGGAAAAUUUGACAACAUGGCUUGAAUCAUUGCAAGGUGAUUUACUUACGCAGAUAGAAAAAAAUCAAAAUAAUUUCACGUGUAAUAAUACUGAUAGUUUGAUUAAUUGGAUGAGUAAUAAAACUAUGGAAAUGGCAUUUUCAUUAAAUCGUAAUUCAGAUAUUAAAGAUAAGGGCAUAUUAAACAAUGCUUGGAGUGUUUGGAAAUAUUUAAAAGACAUUGUUAAUGAUUAUUUUUCUUAUAUCCUAGAUAAUUUUUCUUGUAAAAUUACAAGGGAAAAUAUCAAUAACAUUACUGAUUGGAUGUAUAAUAGAAGUAGGUUGGUUAUAAAAGAUUUGAAUUUAAAUUCAGAUAUUGGGAAAAAAAAAUUUUUAAAUGAUACUUUGAGCGUUUGGAGACAAAUGACAAAUGCAAUUACAAAUUUUACAAUGGAAUCAUUUACUAACUAUACUAUGUCAACUGAUCAAACUAAAAAUAGUAGUGAUUUAUUGACUACACCUGUCUUGCCAACCACAUCUGAUUCAUUAUCCACAAGUUCAUCAUUAAUAACAGGGACUUUAUCUAAUAUUUCAAGCAAUAUUUCUUUGAAUGCUUCUAUAGAUGAAAUAGAAACUACACCAAUAGGUAAAGUUAUAACUAAAAUUUUAGGUGAUAUAAGUACAUUACCGCCUAGAACUGAGAUUAGUACAAAUGAUGCGUGUUCAGAAUUUUUAUGUGGAUCAACAGCUUCUAUUAGUAUAUCUGUUCCUCUUGUUGUUAUCGGAGGAGUAUUAUUCCUUACUUUACUUUAUAAAUAUACUCGUAUUGGAUCGUUACUAGGAAGGGGUAAUCUACAAAAAGAAAAAGGAAGAAAAAGAUUACGUGAAACUUCAUUGGAUAACAUUGAAGAUCCAUCUGAAAGUUCAAUGGAAAAAGAAGAAAUGAAACCAAAGAGAAGUAGAUUAAAUAGUUUUCUUAGAGCAUUUGGACAUAAAUAUAGAAAUAUAUUUCCUUAUAUAGAUGAAAAUAGAUAG